UUUGAUAGAAUCUACGUUUUUUGUCAAGAUAUGUAUCAAAAUUUCCUUCUAAUCUUACUUUAUACUCCAUUGUUGAUCAGAUUAAAAAGUAUGGUGAAUAUUCAGAGAAGCGUUCACAAUUUUUUCUCUUCCAAGAAAAUCAAAUUGCCAGAAGAAUGGAUUGAAGCUUGUAUUAACUGGCUCCAAGAAGAGCAUCCAAAUGAACCACAGAAUAUUACAAAUGCAGGGUGGAUGUGCCAGAAAGCCUAUGAACAAUGGCUGUAUACUGACCUGGCAGAGCUUGGCUGUGGCUGCUUGCCUGCAAAUUUGAAUGCAGGCUCCCACACCUUACAGGAUGAUAUGGUCCUCCAGAUAAAUUCAGUGCAGGACGUUGGUCGUCCGAGUUAUGCUCAGCUGCAGCAGAUAAGAAAAGAUGACACACAGAACGCUCAGAUCGACAUGGAUCAGGCCAAGCCGCAAGCAUGGGAGCCAAAACCCAAUCGCCUGCUGCUGCUGUCUAUGACUGAUGGAGUAACAGAAAUCCAGGGAAUGGAGUACACGCCUCUGACGUGCCUGUCUUUGCAAACUAAACCUGGCACCAAGUUGUUGGUGAAGCGUGGCGCUGAGGUGCGGUGCGGGGUGCUGCUGCUCACGGCCGCCCACGUCUAUGUGCUUGGCGGUGCAGUCGAUGCGCUUCUCGUCACCAACGCCCUCGAGAAUAACCUCAGGAGGCAGCUGGGCCUUGAGGAAGUGGAAAGACCUGCCGAGUACGAAGAGCUGCCGACUGCAGCGUUGGCGUCUGCUAGUCAGGCAUCUCAAUAUUAUCCUGGUACUCAGAGUCAGAGAACAUACAACACUCAAGAUAGAGUUCCUUUGAGACCCAUCACGCAGGUCAACAGCUCCAACCACAACACUGGUCCGUCUGCCCCUGCGAUUGAGCAAAGCCAGUCUGGCUCUGCAGCUGAUUUGGCCGAGUUUGAGCUGGAUGACGAACUUGACGCUGACAUGGAAGCAGCUUUGCUGGAGGCCGAGUCGGUACUUGACUGUGCCCCAAGCUCCCACGAUAUCACCAACCCCGAAAUGAAACAUGGCAUCAAUAGAAAUACAACUGUCACGUCUGCAAAUAAUUCUGUACCCGGUCUUGAUAAUUCGUCCGGAAACAAUAUCAAGAAUAUUAACAAUAAAAUUUCUAAUAAAAGCGUGAAUAACAUUUCUUCAUCGCUUCAAAUCGGAGGUUCUGCUCCUUUCAUUACUAUAAGCCCCAAGCCUUCUAAAAGUCGGAUUCUGCUUCCGUACAACCCAUUUGUGGCUCCAGGCCCUGACAACCAGCCUUCUAAACCCGUCACCACCGCACCAGUCACUUCAACCUCACGCCCUGCCCCACCUCCGACUGUAUCUUCCAAAGACCUUUCGCCUACUUCGGCUGGCGGAGAUUUUGAUGACGACGACUUCUCAGAACAGGACUUGAGUGUCUUGGAAGAAGAAUUAAAGCUCGUCGAAUCCCAAGAGAGCCUCAACACCGGCAAUACGUUUAAAAAAUGUCAUCAGUCAGAAAAAUUACCCCAGGUUACGUCAUCCGGCGAUUUUCGAUCUUUCAGUAGUGAAAUUAAUCCUGUAAAAGUUUCCCCGUCACUCAAUUUAACUCCUUUCAAUCCGAAGGUUCCCAUAAAAUCUAAUGAAACCUCCACGCAAAUGCCACAUUCGCUGCAGUUGAAGCAUGCCUCAUCAGCCCCGGUUUCUUCUACUAGACAAACGUCAAACGGGGUUGAAAACACCAACGUUGGAAACGAGUCAUUAGCUUCGAUUAAAACAGAAGAUAUUCAUCGAGCUUCAAUAAAACGGCCUUCCGAGCCAAGUCCUAAUAUUUCAUCUAUGUCGCCAACGUCCUGCAAAGUUCGGAAAUUAAAUAGCUUGGAUAAUUCUUUAAUGCCUUCAAAUAAAUGUACUGAAGAUGUGAGCAUCUAUGCAAGUAAGAUUGGUGCAAUAAAGAAAGGCAGCAAGACUCUGAGCGCGGAUAAUGUUUCUAUAGUUCGACCAUUGUGUGUUUCUGGAACUGUUCUUGAAGACGAGGAAAACUAUAACUGCAAGCUUAGUUCAGAUAUAAUCAAGAACGAACAUGUGAAAGGGCGAAUAUUAAAGUUUAGUGAGAGGGCCAAAACUGAACCUCCUUUCACCUACUUGAUGUUUCUGCCUGAGUCUCCCGACAAGGAACAGGAGUUCGUGGUAAAGGCGUUCGUGAUGACUCUGCUGUCACGACUGGAGCAGAGCGGCGGCGAGUGGCGUCUCGCCGUCCGUGUUGACGACGGGACUGCAGGUCUCGACGUGCAAGUACAUGACCAGGUGCUACGCAAACUCAUCGGUGUGAGUGUUUCUGAAAUGCGCGAACUCAAAGCACAAGCUUCAGCGGACCCUUCCGUAAGGACGGCUCUCAGUCAGAAACUGUUAAACUGUCAGCGCCAGUUGAUCUCGCUGUGCUCGCUGAUAACAGUGCGCGUCUCGCCUGACCUGAAGCGCCCUCUGCUGGUGAACAUCGCGCCCUACAACGACACUCACGUCCUGCAGCUGCUGAGACGUGUCAAAGAACUGUCUUGAUCCGUUGUCAACACUUUUAUUUAUUCCUCAUACAAGGCUUUUCUCCCUAUGCAAUUUUAUUGGUAAAUGCCAGCCUGUGCUUUUAAUGACAAUGACUUUCCCCACGCGAUUUUUUCCUCUAAAUCACGUUAUUUCUUGACCGAGUCGAAAAGUCACUGAAUUUAAAUUUUUUGUACACUCGUGUAAUUAGUUGUUACUUGUUUUUUUCUUGGAGCUGUACCAAAGUUUAUCUAUCUUUUAAAUUUUUUAUGUUUUUUUAUUACUAAAAUGCGUUUGGAUUAAAGUUCAAAAUGAGGUCUAGGUUCGUUGGGAUGAUACGUGCUUGUAAAUACAACGAGGGUCGCUCGUGUCACAAGAGCCCGCUUGCUCACCACAAAUCAAUACCAUUGCCAAAUCUCUGCCAGUUCCAUUUUCGAAAUCUCUCUGUACAAAUUCAUCUAAAUGUGGGUAAAAGACUUUUGAUUGAUUUUCGUUGUAAUUCAAUGUGAUCGUGUCACUUUUUUCGGCUGCGAUUUUAUGCAAAGUUGUCUUGAAUGUAUCCGAAAUUGUUCUACUGUGCCGAAUGUGCGAAUAAAUGUGGUAUAUAUGUUUGAAAGUUUAGCUAAUUUUAACACAAGUACCUGCAACGCACAGACUCUCGUUUUUUAAGUACAAAUGCAAGUUGGGAAAG
Molecule: messenger RNA, 3241 nt
Organism: Hyalella azteca
Lineage: Eukaryota; Metazoa; Arthropoda; Malacostraca; Amphipoda; Hyalellidae
Product: recQ-mediated genome instability protein 1-like
Exons: 10
Coding region: 31-2571 (846 amino acids)
Biological process (GO): double-strand break repair via homologous recombination; resolution of meiotic recombination intermediates
Cellular component (GO): RecQ family helicase-topoisomerase III complex; nuclear body
Molecular function (GO): nucleotide binding
Source: RefSeq, a predicted model, not a curated record